Molecule: messenger RNA, 4782 nt
Organism: Zerene cesonia (dogface butterfly)
Lineage: Eukaryota; Metazoa; Arthropoda; Insecta; Lepidoptera; Pieridae
Gene: ERR
Product: steroid hormone receptor ERR2
Exons: 9
Coding region: 423-1688 (421 amino acids)
Biological process (GO): regulation of DNA-templated transcription
Molecular function (GO): zinc ion binding; DNA-binding transcription factor activity; sequence-specific DNA binding
Source: RefSeq, a predicted model, not a curated record
AGUCAGUUUUCUAACCACAAAAGUUGUUUAGAUUGAGAACUUUUUAAUAAAAUUGCAAUAUUUGCAACGAAUGCUAUAUAUUACCUCACUUUUUAUAAUAUAGUGUAGAUAUUUCUAAAUUGCUAGACCAAUUAGUAGUUGAGUUUUGUACAAAACGGCCAUUCGAACCUAUAAUUAUACACAGAUUAACUAAGAGCACUGAUUAUUUUUCUCAAGUUUUGAAGUGUUUUAGUUAUUAGAAAAGUUAUUAUAUCGAUGUUUUAUCCUACGAAACUCUUUGCUUUUGGAAGAUAUUAAAAGUUAACCUUUGCUGCUCCUACAGUUUAAAUAAACAAGUGACUGCAAUCAAAUUGGAUCUAAAGCUAGCAAAAUGCAUCUUUCCAGAGCACUGGACUAUUUAAUAUUUUUUGUUUGAGGUGCAAAUGAUGUCAGCAGUCAGCGGUGAGCCCCUGCUGCGACGUGUCAAACAAGAAGCCGAACCGCCUCCGCAGUACUCGCCCCCGGAGCAGCAGCCCAGACCGAUGCCAAUGAUGCAGCCGUGUGACUUAGACAUAGAGCCAAAGGAAGAGAUCAAGUUCUGCGUGUCUCCCGGCGAGGGCAGCCUGGUGGGGAACGCUAGCCCCGAGCAGCAGCACUGCUCGUCCACAACAGCCGCCGCGGCGAGCGGCGCGAGGGAUGACGACGCGCCGCGGAGGGUGUGCCUCGUGUGUGGCGACGUCGCGUCCGGCUUCCACUACGGCGUCGCCAGCUGCGAGGCAUGCAAGGCGUUCUUCAAGCGCACUAUACAGGGCAACAUAGAGUACACGUGCCCCGCGUCCAACGAGUGCGAGAUAAACAAGCGGCGGCGCAAGGCGUGCCAGGCGUGCCGGUUCCGCAAGUGCCUGCGCACGGGCAUGCUGCGCGAGGGCGUGCGGCUGGACCGCGUGCGCGGCGGCCGCCAGAAGUACCGGCGUGCGCCCGACCAGCCCGCGCCCGCGCACCCGCGCCCGCAGCUCGACGACAUCAAGGUGUUAGAAGCCCUAUUGUCAUACGAGCCGGAACUGCUGACGUGCGCCGCGCCCCCCGCCGGAGUGACGGACCCCACGGCGAGGACGCUUGCCCUGCUGGCGGACCUGUACGAUCGGGAGCUUGUGGGCGUUAUUGGCUGGGCCAAACAGAUACCGGGCUUCACGGAGUUGACUCUGAAUGACCAGAUGCGGCUGCUGCAGAGCACGUGGGCGGAGAUGCUGAGCCUGAUGCUGGCGUACCGCUCGCUGGCGGGCGGCGCGCCGCUGCGCCUGCGCUUCGCCGCCGACCUCGCGCUGGACGAGGCGCAGGCGCGCGACCUCGGCGCGCACGACCUCUACCUGCAGAUAGCGGGCGUGGCGCGGCGGCUGGAGCGCGCGGCGGCGCUGCGCGAGGAGUGCUACCUGCUGAAGGCGCUGGCGCUGGCCAACAGCGAGGCGCGCAUCGACGAGCACGCGGCGCUGCGCCGCUUCCGCGACACCAUCCUCGCCGCGCUCAACGACGCCGUCUCCGCGCUCAGGCCGUGCAACGCGAACGGCGCGCUGCAGCAGCUGCUGCUGGUGCUGCCGGCGCUGCGGCUGGCGGACGUGGCCGUGCGCCGCUUCUGGGCGGCCGUGCACCGCGACCGCCGCGCGCCCAUGAACAAGCUGUUCGUCGAGAUGCUCGAGGCGUGCCUGCGGUAGACCGCCAUCGCGACCCGCUACGGGGACCAGCUGCAGCGGGCAGACAGGGUGUGAAUUGAGAUCCAGUGCGGCCACCAGAUGCAGCUGCAAGCAUAGGCUCCAUGGCUGUUGCUGCUGCUAAGACGUACAGCACGAAAAAUCUGCUUCAGAACUGUUGGUGCAAACUAAUGGCUGAUAAGGUUAAUUAGGAAGGAGAAAUCAGAUGUUACAUGUGCUGUUGGACAAUGGUAAAGAAAAUAUAAUAUAUGAUAUAGUGUCAUGUGCUGUCGGUCUGUGAGCCCUUCAUCAAUGCUGGAACGUCAUGAGCCAUGCUGGUCUCAAAGAUGAUAAUAUAAUGUGGGUUGCAAUGAGCACUGUGCUGUAAAGCUGGUUUGGACUACACGGUUGAUUAUUAGCCCGAAGUAUACCUGCCACUAGCGCUGGUGGCUAAAAUCGGAAUUAAAAUGGUGAACUGUAAUAGGUUCGUAGUGUUAUAAAGGUUGUGUACAAGAUUUUAGACUUGAAGCGUUACUACAGCAUAAUAUAGACAUGCAUGUGAACUGUGGUUAAAUGGUUAUGGUCGAUCUGAAGAGUUGGUAAAGUGGAAAUAAUCUUUUUAGAUUGCUGUCAGUGUACAGAAAUCAAAUUAAAUACCUGUCCUGGUCCAUAGCUGAUGGUGUAUAAAGUUUUAGACUUUGAAUGUGUAUACAUAGGUGGGGAGACGGUAAAUAAUUUUAAUUUUUUGUUUACGGUUAUGAGUAGUGUUUAAGAUAACUAACAAUGGCUGAAAAUGUAAAUCAAAUGAAAUCAAAUCAAUAUACACUACACUGAUAAUAUAAUAAUAAAAAUGACACAUAAUUAUAACUAAAACAACACAUUAAUCCACAUUGUCUUUGUUAUGGUUACUAUGUUAAAGAUUUUUUUUUAAUUAUCUGUAAUUCUGUAUGAAUGUAAGGUUUUUUUUUUACAUUUUCUGCCCAUGUUAAAAACACAGAAUAAAUGUGUGCCUCAGGUUGCUAUUUUAUGACUUUUACGCUUUUUGUCAAGCAAUAAAUAAUUGUCUAAUAUUAUGUUAUUCUACAAAAUGAUUUUAGAUAUGUUUUUCAUUUCAAUUUUCGUAUAAAACGUAAAAGUUGUAAAUAGCUCCUAGAAGCUCCUUUCUUUAUACAUUUGUGUUGUGUAAUGCGGAGACGCGAUAUGCACCAUAUCAUUAAUGUAAUAUUAUUGCAUUUAACAGGUUGGGUUUUUGAAAAAACAGUAGUGUAACUUUCAUUACUAUAGAGCCUAUGUGUAUCUCUUGGAGGUGCCUGUAUUUUUAUCAAUUAAAUAACACAAACUUAUUUGAGCUUGUAUAUUUAUACAAACAUCACAUUUUCUCUGUACGAUUUAUGAAUGAAUCGUUCACUUUUCUCUUUAGUUAUAUGUGUAAAAAAUUGUUAACGUUAAGUUUGACGAUUAGAGUUAGAAUUUCAACGAAAAAUAAUGGAUUAUGAUCGUUGCAGAUGUGAAUUUGUGUUAACAGACUUUGAGUCUGAUAAAAUGGCUGUGAAGACACGAUCAAAAUUGAAUAAAAACACUUUUUAGGUUACAUUUGGCGGGAAAAUAGAUAUCGCGUCCCCGCGCCGUUAAUGUACAAAAUGGACGGAUUUAGUACAAAACUUGUUACUAUUUUUGUAUAAUAUUAAAAAUAUACAUAGUUUUACCUGCGGUGAGGAUAUGAGAUUAAACGAGGUCGGAGAAGAAUCCAAUAUGGUUAGUUUUUAAUUUUUGUUAUGGCUUGCUGAAUAUUAUUUUGUUAGUUUGUAAUUAUCACGUUUUUUCCUUGUUACAAACAACAAAUUAGUUAACAUUAUGUUGUAAGCAUUUAUUUUAAUUUUCCAUGCAUUCUCUCUUCGACCGUUAAGUCAUGAAGAAUACAAGAUGUUUUCGGCGAUAUAAGUCGGUUUCUAUCAAUUUUUAACUGACAUUGAAAUCACAAAGUGAUGAAAUGAAUUUCCCCUAUCUAUAUUUCUGAUAGAUCUCCUGAUAUUUACAUAAUCGAUGAAGAUUUAUUUAAAGAAGAACUAUUUUUACAGCUGUUCCACGUAUACGAUAUAUAUAUUAUGUCCUUGUAUGAUUCAGAUAGUAUAUUUUUAAUGGGUAAUUAUUAAUGUUAUAUGACUUAAAAUAUCUACUAUUCCUACGAAUAUAUGUACAUAUAAACGUUAUAUAUUUAAAAUAGAUAUAUGGGCAGUGGAACAGUAUUAUAAAUAAUAAAAUACCUCAGUAAUCUGUUACCAUACACAAGUGUCAUUUAAAAAUAUAAAAAUACCGCGAACAGUCAAUAUAGGAUCUGAGUGUCGCUUUAUUUUGUAGUAUAAGUAUUUUUAUGAAACCGUUUUGAUGACAUUUGGUUACGAUGAUAAAGUUAGUUAUAUACAAAUCAUUGUUUAUAUAGAGGUUGUAAAAAUUAUGAUUUUAGUUGAAAAAAUAAAACCGCUCCAAGUUUUUCAAAUGGUCAAAUCUAAUGAAGUACAAAAAAUAAUUACGGUUGCUGUAUUUUGAAAUUACAGUGCGUAAAUUUAAGACGAAUCCAUUUGCCAGACUUUAGCGGGAAAAAAAAUAACCGUAUAAACAUAGUUAGUACGGUGGGUUAAUUUCCAGUGAAUGUUAUAUAAAGCGUCCUUUAGUUAUUCUUAUGUUAAGAAUAUUUGAUAUAUUUAUAGUUAGUAUGUAACUAAGUUCUCGCUGGUGCGAUGCAAGCGGGUGUGAUACUUGUACAAAGUGUGCGAUGUGCCAGAUUAGGUUUUAAGUUUUAUCUUUUUUUUUUCCAUUUAAUCUGUGGUCGUUCGGAAUUUGAUCGCGUUUUUCAUAAAUCGAAACAACGAAGUGCAUUGUGUAUAUUGAAUAUUCAUAUUUCAAGGAUUACAGAUUAAAUAUUUAUUAGUACGUGAACUUCGUGUCUUAUUUUUGUAAUGAAUGACGUAUGUUUGUUUACACAAUGUAAUUUGAUGGUGUUGCGGAGUGCUCAUGGGCGGCGGUGUUCGCUUAUUCAUUCUGUGGCCUGCUUCUCGUGAGUCUAAUCUCCCAAAAUGUUAUCAGGUGAUAUGGGCCUGGAAAAAUGUGAAAUAAAUUA